Molecule: messenger RNA, 1356 nt
Organism: Acaulospora colombiana
Lineage: Eukaryota; Fungi; Glomeromycota; Glomeromycetes; Diversisporales; Acaulosporaceae
Source: the annotation of a GenBank genome assembly
AUGGCGGACGUCCAUGAGUUUACACCGCUGUCGUCCUUGCAAAAGCUUAGUGCCAAAAGAACCUAUGCAAUGUUUGGCUCUGAAUCGUUGGAUGGUCUUCCCGAAAAUGAAGAGGUAGCAAAAAUGAGGACAAGUAUACGAAUACGGAAUGAAUACAAGGAUUAUACUGCCCUACCGGCUGUUCUCCUCGCACAACAGGCACCAGUCGGCCCAGCCAGACCAAAAACAUUAGCUAUCACAGCUGGAGAAACGCCGAGUCCCAGCAAUGAUAAAGCCCUCACUCUUGCACCUAAACCGCUGAAUGGAUCCACACUGAACGGCACUUCAACAACCAACAACUUAGCUGUUGGAUCUCUUGCUACGAGCACAAACUUUACCAAGGCACUUGCUCUACAUAAGCAAACAAAGACCGUCAAGCCGGCAUAUCACGCACCGUGGAAAUUGGUCAGAGUUAUUUCGGGACAUCUUGGUUGGGUCAGGAGUAUAGCAAUCGAACCAGGAAAUAAAUGGUUUGCCACUGGUGCUGGUGAUCGUGUCAUAAAGAUCUGGGAUCUUGCUUCUGGCGAGCUAAAACUUUCACUCACCGGUCACAUAUCCACUGUACGAGGCCUGGCUGUAUCUGGACGGCAUCCCUAUCUUUUUUCUGCUGCAGAGGAUAAGAUGGUCAAAUGUUGGGAUCUUGAAUCCAAUAAGGUCAUCAGACACUAUCAUGGGCAUCUAUCGGGAGUUCUGCAUCCUACUCUUGACGUUGUGGUCACAGCUGGAAGAGAUGCAACCGCUCGUGUUUGGGACAUGAGAACCAAAGCACAAGCUAUGCUCCUUGCUGGCCAUACUGCGACUGUCGCAGAUGUCAAAUGUCAGGCGUCCGAUCCUCAAAUUGAAUCUUUGUUUAGACUAUGGGAUCUUGCUGCAGGGAAAACAAUGGUCCAGUUGACCCACCAUAAAAAGUCAGUCCGGACACUGACUAUCCACCCGGUCGAAUAUUCCUUUGCCACGGGUUCUGCCGGCGGGAAUAACAUCAAGAAGUGGAAGUGCCCCGAGGGCACAUUCGUACAUAAUUUCUCUGGUCACAAUGCCAUCAUCAAUACCCUAUCCGUAAAUGAAGAUGGUGACAAUGGCACAUUGACCCUAUGGGAUUACGGGACCGGAGUGCCAUUCCAAAAUAUAGAGGAUAUUCCCCAACCUGGAUCACUCGAAGCCGAAGCAGGCGUUUUUUGUUCAGCAUUCGAUCUGACAGGAACUCGACUGAUUACUGGUGGUGCUGAUAAAACCAUCAAAGUACGUGAGGGGGUCAUGUGCGAGGCAGCUAUAACUGAUCAACCUUUUUUUAAGGUGUACGCCGAACAGACACGCUAA